Effrenium voratum is the source of this 1346-nucleotide messenger RNA. NCBI's taxonomy places the organism in Eukaryota, Dinophyceae, Suessiales, Symbiodiniaceae. The record is from the annotation of a GenBank genome assembly.
CACGGGUUUGCCAAAUUUUGUUGACUCGCACGUGGCAAGAGCCGAGUUUAUCGGCUGGCCAUGGAGGCAGAGGGGCGGAAUCAGCUCCGCACCAAGACGCCGCCCAGCAGACAGACCUCGAAUGAUGACCUGGACGAGUUCCAGACGUAUCAGAGGUUCCGCCUGAAACUGGUGUCCAUGUUUGGCUCCAUGGCGGCCGGCCUGUACGAAUUCGGCGCGGAUCCUCAAACGGGAAGGAUCUCUCAGAAGGACUUUGUGCGGGUUUGCGUGAAGCUUGAGCUGAUGAACGACAGAGAGGCCACCAGCCUCUUCCAGCACUUCACCAACGCGGAUCCCUGGGCUGACCAGGGUUGCGACUUCGCCACGUUCAAGGAUUUCAGCAUUGAUGAGGAGGAGUGGAACUUUGUGGUGGCUAGCAAACAGCAGGCCAGAUCCGCCAAGUCCAACAGCAUUCCGUUCUCCUCCGCGCCGUCAGGCAUCAGCACCGGCCUGUACCACCGACCCAUGUGCGUGCAGGUCCUGGAGGGCCGGGAGUCCCCCAAGAGCGGCCCCUCCAAGAGGAUCCCACCUUGGCGGGAGCCGCAGAAGCCCUGGGCUCCGUCGAUGCUGGCUGGCACGGGCAUGGCGUCAAUAGAGGCGAAGACCGUCCUUUGCUUUCGACCCAAUGGCCAAACCAUGGUGACGAAAGGGAAGACGCCCUUGGACCGGCCCCGUGUGUCGACACACGAGGACACCCACUCGCGCAGCUGUGAGUGGCGUUCUCAGGCGUGGCGCUGCCCUACCAGGAGAGAUGAGAUGGAGCCGCUGGUCUCUGCGAAGCAGGUUGCUGAAUGGUGGCCAUAUCGCAGCCCGGCCCCAGCGCCCAAAGCCAAACUGCGGAAGCCAAAACUUUAGGGUCGAGUUUCACCGGACGCGGGCCAGCGGUCUUUUGAUGAUCUGCAGAAGGUUCGUUCCUGCAGCCAUGGCUUCCUCCAAAGAUGUCCAAGAACUCGCCGCAUUUGGAAUCGGGCAUGCCGGUUGAAUCGGGGUGCUUUCGGGCGACCGACUCAGGAUCUCCCCUGAAAAGAGUCUACUUGCUCGCAGAUUUUUCUGAGCUUUGCACAGAGGACCCCGACCGCGCGCAGGUGCCCAACUUGUCCAGUGGCGGCAUCCCAACCGUUUUGCAACGUCACUCGAUUGCUGCUCUAAACAUGGCCAAAUAAUCAAAACUGAAAACCGACAAAGAACAAAAGAACACUGCAACGAUCACAUCAGGUUAUCAUACUUUCCAUGUUGCUGUUCCCCACCCAUGUCUGCUUCCCCAUGGCCACUGCCGUUUUGGCCCCGCUGUGGCAGAAGGCCACACA